Molecule: messenger RNA, 3012 nt
Organism: Anopheles marshallii
Lineage: Eukaryota; Metazoa; Arthropoda; Insecta; Diptera; Culicidae
Product: RNA exonuclease 1 homolog
Exons: 8
Coding region: 1-3012 (1003 amino acids)
Cellular component (GO): nucleus
Molecular function (GO): metal ion binding; exonuclease activity; nucleic acid binding
Source: RefSeq, a predicted model, not a curated record
AUGCUUCCGGCCACGGGACUGUUUCGGACCAUUAAUUGUCCCUUCUACGAGAAAGAUCUCUGUACGAGACCUUUCUGCCACUUUAAACACGCAAAAACAGUGAUUGCAGCACCUACCGUUCUGAAAUACAGUGCAACCCCGAAAAGCCUUCUGAACCAAACUGGAGGGCCGAACCAGUCGGAUGGAGGUGAACCAAUAGCUCGCAAGAAACCCAAGCUCGAAUACAUACCUGUGUCGACCGUUGCGCCAAAGUAUGUUCCGUCCAGUGUUGCUAAAUUGCAACCCACCAAAACAAAUGGUGAGAAGAUUACAGAUAGCGAAUCUUCCGAAACCAACGAUCAAUCCACCGCUGAACCCGAUAAAACCCUCACGCUGCAAGAGACUAUUUCCGAGGAAGUACCGCAGGAAGAAUCAGAACCUGUGCAUAGCGAAACAAAGGCAGCGAAGGAUGUUACGCAUAAAGAGAAGCACGAGAACGGGUUCUGUUCGUCGACUGUUGAUAAAAAACCACCAGAAGAAACUAAACAUCACAGCUCAUCAAAGAACCAUACUUCGACCGGUGAUUCUGUGCGAAAGAAAGAAUCCUCUCACCGGCACAGUUCCAGCUCACGCUCCAAGUCCUCAUCGUCCUUAUCCUCAUCUCAUGACAAAAAGCAUCGAACGUCUGAAUCAUCUAGUAGAGAAAAAUCUAGCAAAACCACCACUUCUAGUAGUACUAGCAGCAGUAGCAGUAAAAGCAAACACCGAGAUAAAGAAAGGGAAAGUUCGAAAAGUAACUCGUCGUCGAAGCACUCGUCAGAGCGAGAUCGUCACCGAAGUUCGUCGGAGAAGGAUCGAUCGCAUAGUAAAAGUAGCUCGUUGAAAAGCAGUAGUAGCAGCAGCAGUAGUAAAAGUAAAAGCAAAAACAAUAACAGCAAUAGUAAUGGUAGCAAUACUAAGAAAAAGACACACAAAUCGUCAUCGUCUUCCUCGACGACAAAACCCUCCAGCAAAGCUAAUUCGACGGAGAAAUCAACUGCAUCGGAGUCUAAAUCCACCCAACCACUGGAGGACGAAAUCUACCAAGAACUGAUCAACAAUCCACCAAGUGACAUCGAUUUCGACAGCGACGACGACGUAAUGCAGCAGUGUAAAAUGAUCUUCGAAGAGUAUGAACCGAACGUACAAAAGGUUGUGGAAGAGAAUGGAACCACCAAAUCCAACGGACAGGUCGAUCUGAUAGACAUGUUCGCUGAUAAAUAUUACGACGAUAAUCGGAAGAAGCGAGUUGCUUACGAGAAUGCUACCACAUCCAAACUGACGCCGGUGGUAGAAAAGAAAACUAAUCACGUACAAAACGCUAUCAAAUCGAUCUAUCUGCGACAAGAAAUCGUACGAAAGCAACAAGAAGAGUUGGCGGCGCGAAAACGAGCGGAGGAAGAAGUGAAACGGCAAAUCGAGGAGGAAACACGUAAAUCAAUGCCAAAAGCCGCCACCAUUCCGUCCCCCGUCAAUGGAUUGUCCGUUACACCGAUCAGCGCAAAUACCUUCUACAAUAAAUCUCCUGAAACCAGUCUUGGCACUCCAAAAAGUCGCUUUCCACCUGCGGUCAACGUGCUAGCCUUCCAAAAGGCGAAGGAAAAGAUCGAGCAACUGAAACGCAAUCAAUCCGCAUUCACACCAGCACAAACAGCACCGAAAACAGGAUCGCGCGUAGCGCAUGCUGGUUCGGUACUAGCGACUAAAGCGGCUGCUACACCAGCCGCUCAAGCUCCUCCCAUACUGGAACCAUCAUCGAGCAAAAUAUCGUACAACAUACGGAUGCAGUAUUAUGGCUUAAUGGUUAAGCACUGUCUGAACAUUUAUCCGACCUGCGAGGAUGCUUGGGAACGUGCACAAACAGAAGAGCUGGCAGUGAUGAAGAAAUGUAGUACGGCCAUGAUCUAUAAAAGCAGCGCACUGCUUACGAUCAAUAAGCUCCGUAAGGAAGCUUUAGAAACGGGAAACGAAGCAGCGGAUAAAAACAAGACAGUCUCGCACGAUGUCAUACUGGCGGGAAAAAUGGUUCACGAUAUUUCGUGGAGUGUAAAUAAGAAAUUAAAAACGGAUGUUAAAACAUCUGCCUACACGAUCGACAAUGCACCUGGCGCAGUGGCCUACAAGAUGAUACACGAGUGCAAGCUGACUGAGGAACAGCUUCGUGCGAAUGGAUUCCCUCGCGCUACUGACCUGGCUGGAAAAGCUAAGAUUCAUACACCCAAACCGUCUCGACCACCGAACGAAAGCGAGCGUUAUUGUUCCCGCUGUUCGAAGGUGUACAACCUGGAAACGUACGAUGAGCCGCAGAUUGAUGCGUGUAACUAUCACCCAAAGAGUACGUGCUACCGGCGCGGUUUUGCCGACAAUCUACACAACUGCUGCCAGCAACCGUCCGGUACACCGGGCUGCAUGUACGCGAAUUACCAUGUGUCAAGCUUCCUGGACUAUGACAAUCUUACCGGGUUCGUGAAAACGAUCGCACCGGCGGAAGAUUAUCAACCUACAAAGAAGGAUGUAUUUGCGCUCGAUUGUGAAAUGUGUUACACUACGGCCGGAAUAGAGCUGACACGUAUUACAGUGGUUGAUAUUAACGAACAGACAGUAUACGAUACGCUGGUUAAACCGUUGAAUCGAAUAGUUGAUUAUAAUACCAGAUUUUCUGGCAUUACGGAAGAGAUGUUGCGAAAAACUACCACAACGCUGUAUAACGUGCAAGCCGUGCUGCUGUCCAUGUUCAACUCGGAAACCAUUCUCAUUGGGCACAGUCUGGAAAGUGAUUUUAAAGCGCUCAAAUUGAUCCACGACGUGGUCGUCGAUACGUCGGUGCUAUACCCGCAUAAGAUGGGCCCACCGAAGAAACGUGCCCUCAAAACAUUGUGUAUAGAAAAUUUGAAGAAAAUUAUUCAAGAAAGUGAUGAUGGACAUGACAGUGCGGAAGAUUCGGUUGUCUGCAUUCAACUCAUCAAACACUACCUACGUAAUCGCAUUCUGUGA